Spodoptera littoralis (African cotton leafworm) is the source of this 3455-nucleotide messenger RNA. Lineage: Eukaryota; Metazoa; Arthropoda; Insecta; Lepidoptera; Noctuidae. The record is from the annotation of a GenBank genome assembly.
CAGCAAUAAUCACAAAUGCAGAACAACCUAGGGAAGAUGAUAACGGAGCAGCUGCGGAAUCCGAAUGAGCUGGACAUCAGUCUCCGCAUGGAAUUUGGACCAUUUGAAACUGUACACAAAUGGAAAAGGAUGUCGGAAUGCUAUGAGUUUGUUGGAGCCAGACGCAGCAAACAUACAGCCGUAGCGUACAAAGAUGCUAUCUAUGUGUUUGGAGGUGACAAUGGCAAGUCGAUGCUGAAUGAUCUGAUUAGGUUCGAUAUCCGGGAGAAGUCGUGGACGAAAACUGGAUGCAUGGGCAUCCCACCAGCACCCAGAUACCAUCAUUCUGCAGUGGUACAUCGGUCGUCGAUGUUCGUGUUCGGCGGUUACACGGGCGAUAUAUUAGCGAACUCCAACCUGACCAAUAAGAACGAUCUCUUCGAGUACAAGUUCCAGAGCGCACAGUGGGUGCAGUGGAAGUUUAGUGGACAGGAGCCUGUACCUCGGUCAGCGCAUGGCGCGGCAGUGUAUGACGACAAACUGUGGAUAUUCGCUGGUUACGACGGGAACGCGCGCCUUAAUGAUAUGUGGACUAUCAACUUGUUGGGCGAGACGCGGCAAUGGGAGCGAAUAGAACAGAAGGGGCAGUGUCCCCCUACGUGCUGCAACUUCCCCGUGGCAGUGGCGAGAGGGAAAAUGUUCGUGUUCAGUGGACAGAGUGGAGCUAAGAUUACUAAUGCCCUCUUCCAGUUCGAUUUUGAGACGCAUACUCCGAGCAUGUCCCCACCCAGCUGGAGCCGCGUGUGCACGGAGCACCUGCUGCGCAGCGCGGGCGGCGCGCCGGCGCGACGCUACGGACACGUCAUGGUGGCGCACAGGGCGCAUCUCUACGUCUUCGGGGGCGCCGCCGACAACACGCUGCCCAACGACCUGCAUUGCUACGACCUGGACACGCAGAUAUGGUCAGUAAUUCAGCCCGCCAACGACUCUCAGAUCCCGUCAGGCCGACUGUUCCACGCGGGCGCAGUAGUAGGAGACGCGCUCUAUAUCUUCGGGGGCACUAUAGAUAAUAACGUCAGGAGCGGGGAUCUGUUCCGGUUUCAGCUGUCGAACUAUCCUCGCUGCACUCUGCACGAUGACUUCGGUCGCAUUCUGAAAUCCCAUCAGUUCUGUGACAUACAAAUAUUGGUGGGCCCAGAGAAGACGCCCAUAUUAGCUCAUCAAGCCAUCUUGGCGGCCCGGUCGCAGUAUCUACGUGCUAAAAUUAAAGAAGCUCGCGACGAUCUAACGAAGCGUAUCGCAGCGGGGGAGGAAGAAGCGUCAGAAGUAUGUUCGUACAAGUCCCCCCCACAACUCUGUGUGUUGCUACCUGAGGCCACGCCUGAAGCUUUCCACAUGGUGCUCAACUAUAUCUACACAGAUAGAAUCGAUCCUACUGAGAAAGACGAAGAUCCAGAAUCUCCAGCAACAGUCCUCCUAGUGAUGGAAGUCCUCCGCCUAGCGCUGCGACUAAGUAUCCCCCGCCUUAGGGGUCUGUGUGCGAGGUUCCUCCGCGCCAACCUGUGUUACGGCAACGUGUUGCAGGCGCUACACGCUGCACAUCACGCGUCGCUGUCUUGUAUCAAGGAGUAUUGUCUCAGGUUCGUAGUAAAAGACUACAACUUCACCCCGAUAGUGAUGUCGAAAGAGUUCGAGGAGAUGGACCAGGGUCUGAUGGUGGAGAUCAUACGCAGACGACAACAGCCACAGUCUAAGCAAGCUAACGGGGCCGCGCAACAGGAAUAUGAGGAGGAAAUUAUUGGCACAACUUUAGAGCAGGACAUGUGCGUGCUGCUGGGCGGCGGCGGCUCGCUGUCGGACGUCCGGCUCCGCGUGGGCAGCGCGGCCCGCCCCGCGCACCGCUCCGUGCUCGCCGCGCGCGCCGCCUACUUCGAGGCCAUGUUCCGCUCCUUCUCGCCGCACGACAAUAUCGUCAAUGUAUCGCGGCCCGCCCCGCGCACCGCUCCGUGCUCGCCGCGCGCGCCGCCUACUUCGAGGCCAUGUUCCGCUCCUUCUCGCCGCACGACAAUAUCGUCAAUGUAUGUACACUAUAGCUCGCUGUCGGACGUCCGGCUCCGCGUGGGCAGCGCGGCCCGCCCCGCGCACCGCUCCGUGCUCGCCGCGCGCGCCGCCUACUUCGAGGCCAUGUUCCGCUCCUUCUCGCCGCACGACAAUAUCGUCAAUAUACAAAUCUGCGACACGGUGCCAUCAGAAGAGGCGUUCGAUUCCCUGCUGCGGUACAUUUACUACGGAGACACCAAUAUGCCCACUGAAGACUCGCUGUAUCUAUUCCAAGCUCCUAUAUAUUACGGGUUCACAAACAACCGUCUCCAAGUAUUCUGCAAGCACAACCUGCAGAGUAACGUGUCCCCGGAGAACGUCCUCGCCAUACUACAGGCCGCAGACCGCAUGCGGGCUACUGACAUCAAGGAGUACGCGCUCAAGAUGAUCGUCCACCAUUUUGGAUUGGUCGCGCGACAGGACGCUAUCAAAAACCUAGCACAGCCACUCCUAGUGGAUAUAAUAUGGGCGUUGGCUGACGAACCAAACUUCGACGCCCCCCUCCCGGUCCAACCCAGGUCCUUGCCAUCAUCGUCGUCCGCAGAUACACUCACUGAUGAUCCAGAGUUCUACGCCAGAUUCCGAUGUGGAAAGUCUUAAAUGGUAAUUAAUAUAAUCACACUAUAAUAUUCUAUAUCUGAAAGUUUCUUUGUUUAGAUGUUUGUCCGUCAAUCACGCUGAAACUGCUGAACGGAUUUUGAUGAAAUUUGGUAUACAGGCAGGGUAUGGGCUGACUUAGGUGAUAGAAUACUUUUUAUCCCGAUUAAAUGUUUCCAUGGGAUAAAAUAGGAAUCAUAUUCUACGCGGACGAAGUCGCGGGCAAUAACUAAUAAUAUUAUAUUAACAUGUGCUCUUGACUGGUGUACUUGUAUAAUUGUGAUGAAAGCUAAACAUAGUUAGUGUAAAGAUUUAGUGGAAUUAUUUUCCAGAGUCUGUGUUUCCUGAGAAGUAUAUGGUACGACGUGCUCCAUUUUAGACCGCAUCAUCGCUUACCAGGCGAGAUAGUGGGCAAACGUCGGCCUAUCAAAUAUAAAAAAAAAAACAAAAAGAAUUCUAUAAUUCUAUUUCUAUUCUUUUAAAUUUCAUUUUAACUGAAUUAUUCUAGUAAACCAAUCAUGUCGCCAGAACAUAAUGGCAGUAAGUGCCAACUCUAUAACUACUUUAAAAGUAUACUUAUGUAAACUGCCUUUAUUUCUAUAUCGUCAGGGUUGAAAUUUCAAUAACCAUCACGAUAUAUGGGACUAUAAACCAGCUUUAAGCUGUACAUUUAAAAUUCUACUUUAACGUUUUAAUUAUACGGUUUAUAACACAUUGUCUAACAUAACCUACCUCUAUCAAACAUCGAAUAACAACUAAAUAAACUUUAUAAUAUUUCA